This is a messenger RNA of Geodia barretti, 1047 nucleotides long. Lineage: Eukaryota; Metazoa; Porifera; Demospongiae; Tetractinellida; Geodiidae. The record is from the annotation of a GenBank genome assembly.
AUGGCUGAUUCUCCGUCGACGUCCAAGGGCCACCCGGCUUUCCGUCGCGCUUUGCUUAAGAUCAGCGGCGAGUCUCUCAGGGGCUCGACGAAAAGCGGUAUUGACCAAGACACGGUCAGGUACAUUGCGGGACAGAUCGGGGACGCCCACAAACUGGGAGUUGAAAUGGCUGUCGUCAUCGGCGGCGGCAACAUCUGGCGUGGGGAAGAGGCAGAACAGUGGGGCAUGGAGCGGGCAACGGCGGACUAUGCCGGGAUGCUGGCGACCGUGAUCAACGCCCUGUCGCUGCAGGUAGCCCUGGAGGAUACCGGCAUCGACACCCGGACGCAGAGCGCGCUACAGAUGCAGGCCAUAGCUGAGCCGUACAUCCGUCGGCGCGCCAUACGGCACCUAGAAAAGGGCAGAGUGGUGAUCUUCGCGGGUGGCACGGGCAACCCCUACAUGAGCACCGACACGGCGUCGGCGCUGCGGGCUCUGGAAAUGGGAGCCGAUGUGCUGCUCAUGGCCAAGUACAAGAUUCCAGAAUGGACCGGUCGGCUGGAUGCCUUCAGGCGCGACCUGAACCAGUUACGGACUGGUCGGGCCACGCCAUCGCUGAUAGAAAACGUUUCGGUAGACUAUUACGGAUCGGCCACUCCCCUCAAGCAGAUUGCGUCCAUCUCCGCCCCGGACGCCCGCGCCAUACUGGUGCAGCCGUGGGACAAGGGAUCGCUGCGGGAGAUCGAGAGGAGCCUCCAACGCUCCGAGAUGGGGUUCAACCCGUCAAACGACGGCAGCAUGAUCACGGUCCCGAUCCCUCCUCUGACCAACGACCGCCGCCAGGAAAUGGUCAAGCUGCUCCGACGCAAGGCGGAGGACGGCAAGGUUUCGCUGCGCAACGUCCGGCGCGACGGUCUGGACGCCCUGCGCAAAAUGGAGAAGGACAAGGUCAUUUCGCAGGACGAGAACCGUCGGGCCCAGGACCAGUUGCAGAAAGUAACCGACGGCCACACCAAGCAGAUAGAAGAGACCUCAUCCGCCAAAGAGACGGAGAUUCUCCAGGUCUAG